AAAUACAAAAAAUCAACAAUUUCUCUAUUGUUCUUGAGAUUUUUUUCUAAUUUUAAUCUUUUGUGUGUGUGUGAUCUUUAAUCUCAUCAUCAAAGUUGCUUCCUUUUUCACGGUCUUCUAAUCAACAGCAAGUUUUGGGAAUGGGCCUCUUCUCCUUCUUAGUUUCCCCUUUUCCAAUAAAAUCCGUCUUCUUCUUUUCUGGGUUUCGUCGAUUUCACCUCUAAGAGUUCGAAAUUAGGGUUUUUUUUUUCUUUCUUUUCUUUCAGUUAGGGCUGAUUCGAGGUCGCGAGAGUAAUCUGUUUUUGCUUUUAACUCAGAUUUACUCGUGCCUUUGGCACGACACACUAGUGGGUUCUUGACGAACUUAUUCUUUAGGGUUUUUUUUUCUUUUCUUUUGUCGAAUUGUUCUCUUCUUUGUAGCUGUUGUCUCUUUUGGGUCAUUUUGGCUGCCAGUUUCGUAGAGAGUUAGAGAAAGUUUGGUUAUGCUUUGAAUGAUGUUUCAUGGUCAAGGUUUUUCGAGAAACCGUUGUAAUGUUGUGGCAGUUGUUUCUAGAGAGAAUGAUAACCAGAUAGAUGGAGCUCCUCCUCCUCCUCCUCUUCAACCCAAAUACCCUUUUCCAGAUCUCUCUUCUUCAGGGCGACUCAAGAUUCAGGUACUGAAUAAUCCUACGACAGAGGAGUUCCAGGUUGCUGUUAACUCUUCUGCUACGGAUUUUGUCUACUUGCAAGGGGAGCAGAGUGGAGAUAGUGAUGAAGUUGGUCCCUUUGUGUUGGGAUUUACUGAUUUUUCUACUCCUGAUGCCUUGGUUGCUCUGUUUGGUUCCACAUUACCGACAACGGUUUACCUUGAGCUUCCAAAUGGUGAAGAAUUAGCUCAAGCACUCUACUCUAAGGGUGUUCAAUAUGUUAUAUAUUGGAAAAAUGCUUUCACGAAAUAUGCAGCCUGCCAUUUUCGCCAUGCUCUGUUUUCAGUCAUACAGAGUUCGUGCAGUGAUACAUGGGAUGUGUUCCAUGUUGCAGAGGCAUCUUUCCGACUCUAUUGUACGAGUGACAAUACCGUCCUUCCUUCGAACAGCAACCGUAAAAUGAAUUAUGAGAUGGGACCCUGCUUGCUUGGAGACCCUCCAAAGAUUGACGUGGUUUCGCCAGAAGCUGAUGAACUAGAAGACGAAAAUUCAUUAGAGAGCCUCCCGUCAAUAAAGAUAUAUGACGAAGAUGUUACCGUGAGAUUCCUUUUGUGUGGACCUCCAUGCACACUGGAUACAUCUGUACUGGGAUCUUUGGUGGAAGGACUUAAUGCUCUCUUGAGAGUAGAAAUGCGAGGAAGUAGGCUCCAUAACCGUUCUAGUGCUCCAGCACCUCCUCUUCAAGCAGGAACAUUUACUCGUGGUGUAGUGACCAUGCGGUGUGAUAUCUCGACCUGUUCUUCAGCACACAUAUCAAUGCUGGUGUCUGGAAAUGCGCAGACCUGUUUCAGUGACCAGCUUUUGGAAAAUCACAUAAAACAUGAGGUGAUUGAGAAGAUCCAACUAGUCCAUUCAGUGGUCAACUCAGAAGAAACAGAGCGGGUUUUCUCUGAGCCUCGGAGAUCUGCUUCAAUAGCUUGUGGGGCAAGUGUGUGUGAAGUUUCUAUGCAAGUACCGACAUGGGCUCUGCAGGUUAAUUAUCUCUUUCUCUGCUCGAUUUAGAUUUGUUGUAGUCUUCUAGACUAGUCCUGAGAAUGUUAUGAUGAUAAAGUUUGUUAUGAAAAUGCAACGAACAUUAGUGAAGG
Molecule: messenger RNA, 1771 nt
Organism: Camelina sativa (false flax)
Lineage: Eukaryota; Viridiplantae; Streptophyta; Magnoliopsida; Brassicales; Brassicaceae
Source: RefSeq, a predicted model, not a curated record